AUGCAGCAGCAGAAUGUCGAAGCCGGAAAGGCUUUUGAGCAGGCCGCACAGAUCCAGACCGAGAAGCUCAAGGAGCCCGAUGACGCCGCAAACACCCUCGUCGAUGCCUUCAAGGCCUACCGCAAGGACGAUCCCCAAGCCGCCGCCAGGUGUCUGAACGUGGCCGUCGACCGAUACUGCGCCAAGGGUAACUUCCGCCGCGCUGCCUCUCACAAGGAGAACCUGGGUGAGCUGUACGAGGUGGAUCUCGGCGACGCAAAGAGCGCGCUCGAGUGCUACGAGCUGGCUGCUAGUUGGUACGAGGGUGAUAAUGCCACGGCUCUUGCCAACAAGCUCUGGCUCAAGGUUGCCGACGUGGCCGCCAUCGAGGGCGACUACUACAAGGCCAUCGAAAAGUACGAGCGCGUGGCGGAGCAGUCCAUCAACAACAACCUCAUGAAGUACAGCGUCAAGGACUACCUCCUCAAGGCGGGCAUCUGCCACCUGGCCAGCGGCGACCUGGUGGCGGCCCAGCGCGCCCUGGAAAAGUACCGCGACAUGGACCCCUCGUUCGCCGCCCAGCGCGAGCACCAGCUCCUGACGGACCUUUGCGAGGCCAUCGAGGCCAAGAGCCAGGAGCAGUUCACCGACCGCCUGUUCCAGUUUGACCAGAUCAGCAAGCUCGACAAGUGGAAGACGACUAUCCUGGUGCGCAUCAAGAACUCUAUCGAGGAGGCGGACGAUGAGUUUGCGUAG
Fusarium vanettenii 77-13-4 is the source of this 735-nucleotide messenger RNA. RefSeq lists its product as uncharacterized. The record is from RefSeq and is a predicted model, not a curated record. NCBI's taxonomy places the organism in Eukaryota, Fungi, Ascomycota, Sordariomycetes, Hypocreales, Nectriaceae. Gene Ontology annotation, biological process: SNARE complex disassembly; intracellular protein transport. The transcript has 3 exons. Gene Ontology annotation, molecular function: syntaxin binding; soluble NSF attachment protein activity. Gene Ontology annotation, cellular component: vacuolar membrane; SNARE complex. Bases 1 to 735 code for a protein of 244 amino acids.